Molecule: messenger RNA, 674 nt
Organism: Rhizophagus irregularis DAOM 181602=DAOM 197198
Lineage: Eukaryota; Fungi; Glomeromycota; Glomeromycetes; Glomerales; Glomeraceae
Biological process (GO): endoplasmic reticulum to Golgi vesicle-mediated transport
Cellular component (GO): cytoplasm; nucleus; TRAPP complex
Source: RefSeq, a predicted model, not a curated record
AAAAUGAGUAAUAUAAAAAUACAAAGUAUCGCUAUAAUUGGUAAACAGAAUAAUCCAUUAUAUAUUAAAAAUUUUAGUUUAUCUCAUCCUGAUUUAAAGUAUCAUUAUAUUGCUCAUACAUCUUGUGAUGUUAUCGAAGAAAGAGUUGGUGCCGUCGGAUCUGAAGCAGCUGAUACUUAUCUUGGAUUAUUAUAUGCAAUGGAGGAUUUAGAUGUAUAUGGAUACAUAACGAAUACUAGAGUGAAAUUCGUGGUGGUUCUUUCCGUUACCGAUGCAAUUAAAAAUACAGAUAUGAAGAAUUUAUUUAAAAGAAUUCAUAAUGCAUAUAUCAAUCAAGUCUGUAACCCAUUUUAUAAUUUAGAUGGAAAGAGAUCAAUUGUCAGUAAAAGAUUUGUUGCAGCUAUUGAUGCUAUUGGAAAUAUGCCUUCUGAUGGUGAUGAUUAUGAUAGCUCAUAAAGAGGAAAAUGCGAAUGUUGUAAGUGAUAGAAAAUAAUUAAUUUGUGAUAAUAAUAUGUAAUUUUUUUUCUUCUCGAAUAUAGAAGUUAUCAUACUAUUAUUUUUAUUUUUUUUUUACAAGAAUAAAAAUCUAAUUUUAGGAUAAUAAUAGAUAAUGGGUAUAUUUAUAGAUUUUAGUAGCCGCGUAAUCUUAAGUUCCGAUCAGAAAUGGAUCAAAC